AUUAAGUUAAUCCAUGACGGAGAAGGCUACGGUUUCACCCGUCUCACAAUGCACAAAGAUGCGUAAGGUCAAGGACAACUACUGACCAAAUCUUAAAACCAGGAUGGCGUGCGGGAUGAUUGGGAGGAGAUUUAAGGUGCAAAUGCAGACCCAGUUAGCCACCCCACGGAUGCGGCAAUCAGUCUAGUCUAAUCAGUCUUACACAGGGUCUGUCCAAAACCGUUGUGGUUCUUCGUUUUUUGUGAUCUACUGUAAAACGUUUGGAAGUUCUGAGCCAUCUCUUUUUCAAGUCAGCUCAAGUCAGCUGCCACCAGUUGAGUUUGCCCCAGAAAUUCAGCGCCUCUGGCUUGAAGAUGGGCGGUGGACCGAGCCAAACAAACCCCUGGGGCCCUCAGGGCUGAACACCCGAGAGGCUGGGAUCUCUCCAAAACAAGACCUAUGUCAUCACUGGGACUACCACAGGCUGUGGCUAUGAAGCCACACGACUGCUCCUCUCCAAGGGUGCUCAGGUGCUCAUGCUCAAUCGCAAUGCUGAGCGAAGUGCCAAAAUCAUGGAGAAGUUUAAGGAGGAAUUUGGUGCUGAUGCAAAGGUGUCCUUGGUGACGAUGGACCUUGCAGUGUUGGCUUCGGUACGGGAGGCUGCCAAAGCUGUGCUGGCACAAGCGCCCCAAAUCCAUGCCCUCAUUUGCAAUGCUGCCAUUGCCCAGGUCUCCACGCAAAAGCUCACUGAGGACGGCUUUGAAAGCCAAUUGGGUGUGAACCACUUUGCUCACUUUUUGCUCUGUGGGCUACUCUACGACCGGGUGGAGAAGUCCAAAGGCCGGAUCGUGGUGGUGGGAAGCAACGGUUACAACAUGGGGUUGAAAAGAAUGAACUUCGACGACUUGAACUUUGAUCAGAACUACCAUGACUUCACGGUGUACUGCCAGAGCAAGCUGGCUCAGAUGAUCUUCGGCUAUGAGCUGCAGAGGCGUGCAGCAGGUAAGAUCCAGGUGCAUGUGUGUCAUCCUGGUGCCUCCAGGACUGAAUUGGCACAGGAUGAUGAUGUGAGCUGCAUGAUGAAGACGAUGCUCACAAUGUUUUCGCCCCUUGGCCAGAGUGCAGAGCAUGGCUCAUGGCCAGAGGUCAUGUGUGCCACAGAGGAUGGAUUGAAGGACUUUGCUUACUAUGGCCCUACCGAACGAAUGGAAAUGGUGGGUGCCAUCGGAGAAUGCAAUUUGGAAUCCCAUGCGUUGGACAAAGAGGCAGCCACAAAACUCUGGACCAUUUCGGAAGAGAAGACGGGCCUAAAAUGGUCUCCAUAAGAUGGGCUACGGGCCUAAAGCUCGCGAGCGCGCCCAACCGGCAUCGCCGGUCUGCAAAACUCUACAAUAGCUGAUAAUUGUAUGGAUCCGACACCACAAUCCGUAC
Messenger RNA from Durusdinium trenchii, 1410 nucleotides. NCBI's taxonomy places the organism in Eukaryota, Dinophyceae, Suessiales, Symbiodiniaceae. The record is from the annotation of a GenBank genome assembly.